UCUCCUCUUCUUAUCAGUCCUAAACCCAGAACCCUCGCCCUCGCCCUCGCCCGAUCCAAACCAUGGCCCUCUCAGUCGAGAAAACCUCGUCCGGGCGCGAGUACAAGGUCAAAGAUCUGUCACAGGCCGACUUCGGGCGGCUCGAAAUUGAGCUGGCUGAGGUAGAAAUGCCGGGACUCAUGGCAUGUCGGGCCGAGUUCGGGCCUUCGCAACCCCUCAAGGGAGCCAGAAUCACUGGUUCUCUCCACAUGACUAUCCAGACCGCCGUCCUCAUUGAAACUCUCACCGCCCUUGGCGCCUCCGUCCGGUGGUGCUCGUGCAACAUCUUCUCCACUCAAGACCACGCCGCUGCCGCCAUUGCCCGCGACUCCGCUGCCGUUUUCGCCUGGAAGGGUGAAACCCUUCAGGAGUAUUGGUGGUGUACUGAGAGGGCAUUGGACUGGGGUUCAGAAGGAGGGCCUGAUUUGAUAGUGGAUGAUGGUGGUGAUGCAACUUUGCUGAUUCAUGAGGGGGUCAAGGCAGAGGAGGAGUAUGAGAAGACUGGGAAGUUGCCGGACCCGAGCUCAACUGAAAAUGCUGAGUUUCAGAUAGUUUUGGGGAUAAUUAGAGAUGGACUUAAGGUGGAUCCCAAGAAGUACCACAAGAUGAAGGGGAGAUUGGUUGGUGUUUCGGAGGAGACUACCACCGGUGUCAAAAGGCUUUAUCAAAUGCAAGCUAAUGGAACCCUGUUGUUCUCCGCUAUUAAUGUCAAUGAUUCUGUUACUAAGAGUAAGUUUGACAAUCUGUAUGGGUGCCGUCAUUCCCUCCCUGAUGGUCUCAUGAGGGCUACCGAUGUGAUGAUUGCUGGUAAAGUUGCUGUUGUCUGUGGAUACGGAGAUGUUGGUAAGGGUUGUGCUGCUGCUCUCAAGUCAGCAGGUGCUCGUGUGAUUGUGACAGAAAUUGACCCAAUUUGCGCUCUUCAGGCCUUGAUGGAAGGAAUUCCAGUUCUAACUUUGGAAGAUGUUGUCUCCAAAGCUGACAUUUUUGUGACAACCACAGGAAACAAAGACAUUAUUAUGGUGGACCACAUGAAGAAGAUGAAGAACAAUGCAAUUGUUUGUAACAUAGGUCACUUUGAUAAUGAAAUUGAUGUGCUUGGUCUUGAAAACUACCCAGGCGUGAAACGGGUCACCAUCAAGCCCCAAACUGACCGCUGGAUUUUCCCCGAAAAUGGAACUGGCAUCAUUAUACUUGCUGAAGGACGGCUGAUGAACUUGGGCUGUGCAACUGGACAUCCAAGCUUUGUCAUGUCUUGCUCCUUCACCAACCAGGUGAUUGCACAGCUUGAGCUUUGGAAGGAGAAGGCAACUGGCAAGUAUGAGAAGAAGGUGUACGUGUUGCCAAAGCAUUUGGAUGAGAAGGUUGCUGCCCUUCAUUUGGGAAAGCUUGGAGCUAAGUUGACAAAGCUCACUUCUGGCCAAGCUGCCUAUAUUAAUGUUCCAGUAGAGGGUCCAUACAAGCCACCUCAAUAUCGGUACUGAGAGAUGAACAACCUGGAUGAAGGGCUUCUACUGGUACUUCUUUGGGUGUUGGUUUAGAUGCUUUCGGUUGGCCGUUUCCUCGUUGAUUCUGAGUUAUGAUAGUUAUAGAUCGUUUUAGAUUGUGGUUCGACUCUGCCGUCUGGCAAAUGAAGUCGUUUAUGUAAUGAUGAGUAACGAAAAAUGGUGAACUAAUAAGUGAUGCAUAUGAAUCAGUUUAUUGUCAAGUUUUAAAGCCAUUGCUUGUUGCAUCAGCUAAUGCUGUUUUGUAAUCUCCA
This is a messenger RNA of Coffea eugenioides, 1795 nucleotides long. RefSeq names its product adenosylhomocysteinase. Gene Ontology annotation, molecular function: adenosylhomocysteinase activity. Lineage: Eukaryota; Viridiplantae; Streptophyta; Magnoliopsida; Gentianales; Rubiaceae. The coding region runs from base 63 to 1520 and encodes 485 amino acids. Gene Ontology annotation, cellular component: cytosol. The record is from RefSeq and is a predicted model, not a curated record. The transcript is spliced from 3 exons. Gene Ontology annotation, biological process: L-methionine cycle.